AUCAGAUAAGAGCCGGUGUCCCGCUAAAUCCAAAUCAUUUCAUUGCCGCCACAGAAUGAUGUACCACUUAGCCAUCGUUCUCCUAAUCUCAGCUGUGACAUCACAGGCAACCACAGGAGGGUUUCGUAAGUGCUUUCCCCAAGAUUGGGUGAAUGCAGACCAAGUUCGAGUCAGCUGUAACAACACCCAGAUUGCACAGCACUGCAGUCCUGAUCAUCAGAGCUGUCGAAACAUGAGCAGGCCCGGAGUCUUUCUAGAGAAGGACGAGCAUGGAGUAUGCCUAACCAUCACCAACUGUUCCUAUGACUCGUGGUCCUGCCAAGCCAUGAGUUACACUAAUGGCAAUGAAGAUAAGCAGAAUUUUACCGCGACAUGCAACUAUGAUUGUGGUCUGUUGCAGUUCAUUAGGCUGGUCAUCUGUGAGCUGAUCAUCUGUGGGCCAAACAUCUGUAGGCUGAUCGUCUUUGGGCUGAUCGUCUUUGGGCCGAUCGUGUUUUGGCCGAUCGUCUUUUGGCCGAUCAUCUUUGGCCCAAUCAUUGGGCUUUACUUCCUUUGCACUAAGUGUUUCAACAAGAACCAGGACAUGGCAGGGAUGAUGGAGUUGGAAGAGGUGAGAGUGAAUGGAGCAACAGGAGAGACUGGAGAGAUGGAAGAGAUGACAGCAAAUGGAGCAACAGGAGUGAUAAGAGAGAGGGAAGAGAUGGCCGAGACUGGAGAGAAAAAGGAGGACGAUGGCUUCCGCAGCUGA
Messenger RNA from Labeo rohita (rohu), 748 nucleotides. RefSeq lists its product as uncharacterized. The coding region runs from base 56 to 748 and encodes 230 amino acids. The record is from RefSeq and is a predicted model, not a curated record. Lineage: Eukaryota; Metazoa; Chordata; Actinopteri; Cypriniformes; Cyprinidae. The transcript is spliced from 5 exons.